This is a messenger RNA of Vespula vulgaris, 2201 nucleotides long. It is a transcript of the gene CD98hc, whose product is annotated as neutral and basic amino acid transport protein rBAT. NCBI's taxonomy places the organism in Eukaryota, Metazoa, Arthropoda, Insecta, Hymenoptera, Vespidae. Gene Ontology annotation, biological process: amino acid transport; carbohydrate metabolic process. The record is from RefSeq and is a predicted model, not a curated record. The transcript has 11 exons. The coding region runs from base 209 to 2080 and encodes 623 amino acids.
AAUUUGUAUUAGUACUAAUGUAGAGGUCAAAAGUAAAAGAAAGACUCGGGGAAAAAAAUCGUUGAAUUUUUGACGACAUAGAGUUGCGCGAACGUGUCUUUUGAUCUCAUUCGAGGACUGCGAGUGGAUGCUGCUGGUGGUGUAAGCAAUCGAAUUGCGAGUUUGAGCUGAGCUACGCGAAAUAAGAGAGACAGCGAAAGUUUGGGCUAUGGAGAGUGGGAGACAGGAUUUAGAUAACGACGAAAUGAAAGAAUCGUCUCGACCAUCUUCAGUCGUUCCAACGUACAAGUCUGAGUCGGAUGGGAGUACUCCGGUUUCCUUUGAUCAACAAUUAAAAUCUCACGAAUUGUUAAACAUGGGAAAACAAAAUGGGGGAGAAAGUGAUCUCGACGAUGGAACGAAGGAGAGAAUGCUUACGGACGAGAGUAAAAUAUCGCCUACUAAAGAUGCCACAGAGGUUAAAUUUAUAUCGGAAAAUGGAGAUGCAAAAAUCGAUAUUGAAACUGCUAAACAGACACUUUCUGGAAUGGGGAAAGAAGAAUUGAUGAAAUUUGCUAAUGAUCCAUUUUGGGUUCGUUUAAGAUGGUUUUUAUUCAUUAGUUUUUGGGUAUUAUGGAUCGCUAUGCUUGCUGGUGCUAUAGCUAUUAUUGUAAUGGCACCAAAGUGCGUAGCACCAAAGCCUAAAAAAUGGUGGGAAGAAAGUCCUAUUGUUCGAUUACAAUUUUCUGAUUCACCUACCAAAGAUUUAAAAGGUUUUAAAUCUCUUCUGGAUGAAUUAAAGGAACAACAUAUAAAAGCAAUUUGUUUACCAUCAAUAAUGAAAGGAAGUUUAGAAGGACAUACGGAUAAUUUCAUGGAAUUAGAUCCACAAGUAGGUGAUAUGGGUGAUCUAGAAGAUCUUGUUAAAGCUGCAAAAGAAAGAGAUCAAUAUCUUAUUUUGGAAUUAGAUCCUAAUCAUUCUUCUAUGAAACACUCUUGGUUCGAACAAUCUGUUAACACUAAAGAUCCUUACACCGAUUACUAUAUUUGGGCAGAUGGAAAAACUACUUCUGAUGGUAGAAGGCAACCUCCUAAUAAUUGGUUAAGUGUCAAUGGUGGAUCUGCCUGGGAAUGGAAUGAACAAAGAAGUCAAUAUUAUCUUCAUCAAUUUAAUAAAACUCAGCCAGAUCUGAACUUUUAUAACCCAACUGUGGUACAAGAAUUUGGAAAUAUUUUGAAACAUUGGUUAAAAUUGGGAAUUAGUGGUUUUCGAUUGGCAAAUACUCAAUAUCUGACAGAAGAUUCUACUUUGCGGGACGAAUCUCUGAGUACAAUACCAACUGAGAUUGAUAAUUAUCAAUCAUUGGUACAUGUAUACACUCGAGAUCGAUCAGAAAAUGCAAUAGUUUUAACAAAAUGGCAAGAAAUAGUUUACAAUGAAACUAAAGGACAAGGCUUAUUUGCAUUACAAGAUGAUAUUGGAGCAGAUAUCUUAGAAGUUUAUAAUGAAAAGAAGGCAUUAAUUAGUCUUCCACAAAGUUCUCAAUUUUUAACAACAGCAAAUGCUAGCAUAAAUGCAACUACUUUGUAUAAAGGUAUUAAACAAUGGAUAACUAUUUCAUCUUGGCCUGGAUGGGAUAUAAAUGGAGAACAAUAUAGUUUAAGACAACGAAUGGCAGGUGAUAUAGCUGAUAGCAUAACAUUAAUGUCUAUGCUUUUACCAGGAACGCCUAUUCUUAGAUUAAAUGAUACAUUAUCUGCUAAAAAUGCAUUUGCAAUAUUAGCUAAAGCUCGAACAAGUGCGACGUUUCUUUAUGGAGAAACUGAUCCUAGAGUCGUAAAUGGAAGUGUUUUUGUUUAUACAAGGUUAAAAAGUGGUAAUCCAGGAUAUCUAGUAGCAUAUCAGAGUGAAGAAUAUCCUACAAUUAUAGAUUUAUCAUCUAUACCUGGAAUAUCAGAAGAAGUAACCAUACUUGCAUAUAGUCCUAAUUAUGCUCAAGAUGGAGAUGCUUUAAAAACAAAGCUACCUUCAAAUAUGAUACCUAUAUUACCUAAGAGUACAUUGAUUCUAACUUUUGUACCUAAGGAUGAUGUAGAGUAAUAUUACGCAUUUAAACUCGCUCAUUAUCUAUAUAUGAACGUAAUUAUUUGUUUUAUGCAAAUGAUUUGCUUGAUGUUAAUUACGACUGAUAUAUCAUUAAAAAGCGUGGCAAAGUAUUAAA